ACAUGCAUCACACUCUGGAGCAAGUUCCAGGGAGUGACUUUUAGCUUUUAACUGUGAAAGAGAAUGAGACAAGAGACGGGACAGUAGCACAAACCUGAAAGUGAUCUUUGGGGAGGGACAGGAGAGAGGAGAAACAUUAAGGGAAGGAGAGACAUAAAAGUUAAGUAAAAGAACAAAAAGGUCUGCUGUGGAUCGUGGUCAGUGCAGAGAUUCAUCAUGGCCGCCUUGAAGGAGAAGAGGUCUUGCGGGCAGCGAUGUGAAGACUUUGGCCGUUUUGUCUGGAACUCUGACAAUGGGACGUUGAUGGGAAGGACUCCAGAGAAAUGGGUGUACAUCAGUCUGUAUUAUGUGGCCUUCUACGUGGUGAUGACGGCCCUCUUUUCUCUGGCCAUCUGGACCCUCAUGUACACCUUGGAUCCGUACGCGCCUGACUAUCAAGAUCGAUUAAAAUCGCCGGGGGUAAUGGUGUGGCCGGACACUUACUUAGAGGAAAAAGUUCAAAUCGCCUACAACACAUCAAACAAGGAAAGCUGGAUGAAGAUGGCCAAAAUCCUUACAAAGUUCCUGCAGCCCUACAACGAAACAAACCAACUUGAAUAUAACAACUAUACCUGCACGAAAGGAAAGUACUUCUUUCAAAACUUCACCCCCACUUCUCACCACAUCAAGCGUGCAUGUCCUUUCACACAAAGCAUGCUGGGACAUUGCUCAGGACUUGAGGACCCAACCUUUGGCUACAACUGCUCCAUGCCUUGUGUCAUCAUUAAGAUGAACAGGAUUAUUGGCUUUCUGCCUACCAAUCACACUGACUCUCCGCCAUACGUCAACUGCACUGUUCUGGACGGACAUGAAAAUGUGGAAAAAAUGGAGUAUUUCCCAAACAAGGGAAUUAUGGAUCUCUCUUACUUCCCUUACUAUGGCAAACUGGCACAGCCUACUUACGUGAACCCGUUGGUGGCUGUUCGGUUCAGCCUGGUCAAAGAGAAGUCAGCUAAGAUCCAGUGCAGAGUGGUCUCCGAUAAGAUCAGCUAUGAGAACUUCUACGAUCCGUUCGAGGGAAAAGUCAUCUUCGAGCUCAAAGCACUGAAAUGAGAAACAGACGGUUCUCACAUAUCCCAUAAUCAUGUUUGUUGAUAUCAAAGAUAGAUCAGGUGUCUACAGAUCAAUAGUGACUAAUAUUUUAACAACAUUUAAACGCUUGUAUUCAAACUUAUCUCAACGGGCCCACUUGUAAAUCUCUGUGCUGUGUGGAAUGUUUAUAUAUCAACAUGAUUUUAUCCGAGUGAUUCAGGAACUUUUCUAUCAUUUGAUUUUACCAUGACUACUAUUAUUGUGCUAACAACUUUGACCUCUGUCUGCAUGUCUCCUCCUCUCCCCUCUUCAAACUCAAGAAAGUAGACACAAAGAUCUGAAAAUGUCAGCUCGAUUAUUGAGGUGGAUUCAAAACAAUGCAGAACAUGUUCUUACAAGUCUUUCUCAAUAAAAAAAUUCUUUCCAA
Larimichthys crocea (large yellow croaker) is the source of this 1498-nucleotide messenger RNA. RefSeq names its product ATPase H+/K+ transporting subunit beta. Gene Ontology annotation, cellular component: sodium:potassium-exchanging ATPase complex. Gene Ontology annotation, biological process: intracellular potassium ion homeostasis; intracellular sodium ion homeostasis; potassium ion import across plasma membrane. Gene Ontology annotation, molecular function: ATPase activator activity. Bases 217 to 1092 code for a protein of 291 amino acids. The transcript is spliced from 7 exons. Lineage: Eukaryota; Metazoa; Chordata; Actinopteri; Sciaenidae. The record is from RefSeq and is a predicted model, not a curated record.